UAUACCUCUUCAGAUCUUCUGCCUUCGUCUUCACAUGCCUACGAUAGAGGAGACGCUUCUGUUCGUAAAGGUACAAUCACUUAUUCUCUAUUGGGACAAAGCAGCAGCUGGAAGACUGGGGAGGUACAAGAUGAGCCUAUAAUUAUUGAUGGGACUAAAAUAAGAACUGAGGAAAGUGGCAAUCUUGCAUGCAUUCUAGCAAAAGAUGGGUCGACCGCAAGAACUGAGAUUGCCUCUUGUGUUAGGGUAGCCAAGGUGGCUCAAGUAAGACUUUUGACAGACGAAUUUCCAGUCCAAACACUUGCUCUUGGUGCUCAACUUUAUUUUCCUAUCAAAUAUCAUGAUGCUCUUGGAAAUCCUUUUCAUGAGGCUUAUAACAUCACUCUUUUUGAGGCUGAAACUAACUACCCAGAUGUUGUCUCCAUUGAUACCGACAAUAUUAAUGGGUAUAUACAUCUUCGAGCAAGAAACCAUGGGAUAGCUCUGGUGCAAAUAGCAUUUAUUAGUAAUUCUCAGAAGGCAGACUAUGUUAUGAUUUUUGUUGGUCCUAGGUUGUAUCCUCAAAAUCCUGUCCUCCACCAAGGAGCCCAUCUUAACUUCAGGAUAGAAGGUUUGCGGGAUGUACCAUUGGGACACUGGUCAAGUUCCAAUCGAAGCAUUGUAUCAAUUGACAAGCAAUCUGGCCAAGCUGAAGCCAUUGGAGAAGGUACUGCCCGAGUUUGCUUUAGUAGUUCUAGUUUCAAGCUUCAAACUUCUGUUACUGUGUUGAAGGGGAAUAUAGUGUCAGUCAAUGCCCCAAAAGAAACACUUACAAACGUGCCAUUUCCAACAAACGGAUAUGGUUUUUCUGUAAAGUUUAGUGAGGCUCAUGACAAGCACCAUAAAUCUUCUGGGGAUAGUCUUGAAUUCUUGUUUGAUUGUGUGCUGGACCCACCUUAUCUUGGAUAUGCACACCCAUGGAGGGAUCUUGACACGGGCAAUCUGUAUUGCCUCUUCUUUCCAUAUCCUCCUGAACGUUUGAUGCAUUCUACUCCCAAUUCUAUAGAUAAAGACCGAGAUAUAUAUGUGACCAUCAAUGCUUCACUCAGAGGAGACAGUCAUAUUUCUGGUUCUGCAUCCGCUCUUUUUAUUGGAGGAUUUACUGUACUUGAAAUGGAGAAGAAAAUGCGUCUAAAUCUGACAGCAGGCUCCAACAAGGGUGUCAUAACCAUCAUUGGGAACACAGAAGUUGAAAUCCACUGGCACCACAAGGACCGGUUAUCAGUUCGACCUGUCGACGGAGAAGGUCGUAGGGUCAGACAGCCUGUGACGUAUGAGGUUAAAGUUCAUGGAGCUGAGAGAUUGAAAGAUCAAUUGGUUAUCACACUCCCAGCCACCGGUCAAAGAGUUGAAAUUGAUGUCAGCUAUGAACCGGAGGAGAGAAGAGAAUCAGCA
Messenger RNA from Olea europaea var. sylvestris, 1434 nucleotides. RefSeq names its product nuclear pore complex protein GP210-like. Lineage: Eukaryota; Viridiplantae; Streptophyta; Magnoliopsida; Lamiales; Oleaceae. The transcript has a single exon. The annotation marks the transcript as partial. The record is from RefSeq and is a predicted model, not a curated record.